AUGGGUGACGCCAUUUCAAGUGAUAGGGUCGAGCUCUACAUCCCAAAUCCUAUAUCUGUCGGCAGGCCAGAUGUUCGGAACCAUCAGAUUUCUAUUCGCAACCUCUUUGCCUGGGUGUUUCGUCGGCCUGUUGUGGGUGAGCACCUCGGGUCGGCACUCAUCAGUCUGCUGAAUAGCUUGAGAGAGUAUCGUUGCCCUGAUGAAGAUAACAUGGACAGCAUCCUGGGCUACAUAGAUGAGCUGGGCUAUCUGAACAUGUCAAACCGACCCUUUCACGCCCUCGCUUUGGUACACUUUGCUGAGCACUUUCGACUAAAAGAUCUAUACACUGAUGCUCUGUGUCACUGUGUGGGUAUGUCUGACCAUCUCAGUGACAUUCCUGAAUUUCAAAUUAUUAGCUCUCCAACGCGGAAACUGAUACGACAAACCAAGGCUGAAAUGAGCACAUACUUGGGCAGAGCAGGUCAACAGCUCCGAGACUUUCUAGAAAGCGACUUCCGAGAAAGCCAGACGAAACUCACCCCAGGAGAGCAUUCGCACUUGGAUCGGUUUCGAAUGUUUCUUGCGGCGUACUUUACAAAACGGCUAGGAAGAUACCCACCGGCAUCGAUUGAGCCACCAUAUCUUGUAUUUGAGCGGGAUGUCUAUGCCACAAUGCAUCAGGACCUGGACGCCCUGUACCAGCACCUUGCGGACACUACUCUUUGCACCACUAGCAUGCCGACCUUGGCUCACCUCAAGACCGGCGGCACAAUUCUACAGAUUGUUCAUGGAUUUGACGAGCGGAAUAAGUUCACGCCGCUGGACCAUCCUCUACCUUUGGUGCCGGAGGUGAUUCCGAAGCCGGCGACCCGCAAGUUAUCAUGGCUCAGCAGGAGUGACAAGGUGAAACCUAGACAAACAUUGGUUGAUCAUGCGUCUUUGAUCAAGGCCACCAACAAGCAGAGAUCACUGAUGGCAAAUCCACUUGUUGUCGCUUAUCGGAAGCUCGAAGAAGAUGCAGUCUUCUUUCCUUCCAAAGCAGACAAGAACGAAAAGCUGACACACGCAGACACACGCAAGGCCCGUUGGGUUCUGAUUUAUUGCAUCAGCCAAAUACUGCGAAGUUGUUCAUACUCCCCACCGACAUGCCGGAACAUGGAGGGCGUUCGGUACAACAUCGCCAUUGACCCCAGCACCAUCAUACAUCCAUGGGGAGACGAGCCAGAGCCCCCUUCUUCUCCGGCUCCAGCGUGUCCAAUGCCGAAGCGAUCAAACACUCUUGCCAACAGGCCAUCAUCCCCGAUUUUGGGAAGGCCCGCUUUAUCCGAAGCCAAACUUUCUGUUCCACCAUCCUGCGACAGCCUCUUGACCGUGUCACCACCCAGUUACACCCCGGUGACCGUCGGGCCACCUAUCGGGUCUCUCUCGGCUCGAAAACCACAUCACUUCCGCGCGUCAUCCUCAUUUGCCAAGGCAACCCCUCUGCGUGCCUUCUCGACCUCCAGCCGCCAGCAACACCAUUAUCCCCAUAUUCCCAUCCGAGUCGGCAGCACCCGUCGUGGCAGAUUCCGCCGCCCUUCCUGUCACACUUUUGGCUCUGUCGACAGGUUUUCAGUCGAAGAUCUCAAACCUCUGCCCCUCAGCCUGACAGCCCGCGGGCCACAGGCGAGCGGUAUUUGCUCCUCAUCAACAGAUGGCUUGGCUUGGGCCAGCAACGAUGCAAGCAGCAGAAGAAGCAGCAACAGCAACAGGAGCAGCAGCGGCAACAGUGGAGAAGACAGCAUCGGGGACACCAGCAGCAAAGUCUCAGACGCGUCCACCGAGGUUACCACACCGGACAACAUUAAAUCCACUGAAGUUUCCGUCACGUCAGCUCCCGAUGUUCUCUCCGGCCUCGCCGGGCUACGUCCCCCUCCACCACCGCCGCAGUCAGCCUUGCCACCUUUACCCCUUUCGUGGCCGCCUCACGAGGGGCAGCUUCACGGCGAUGGUAGUCGAAGCAAGGUAUCGUCUAUGGGUGAGACAAACGGAUAUGAACAGCAGCGAGACGAGACCAUCAAUGAUUUAGAGGUGAGCAUGCAAAAGAUGGCGUCGAGCGAUUCCGUGUGCACGCUGUCCAGCAGCGUGUGCUCGGAUGAUGCGCAGUCACAGCAUAGUUUGAAUCAAUUGCCACUGCCGCAGCCGCCUCCGUUACCUAAGAAGAGCAGCAGGAGGAAGCUGGCGGGAUUGCAUCCUAGACCUCUGCGGAUCAGGAAGGUGGCGGCUACGGUUGGAUUGGGUGGAAGUUCCCAGCAGCAGUAG
Molecule: messenger RNA, 2283 nt
Organism: Podospora anserina S mat+
Lineage: Eukaryota; Fungi; Ascomycota; Sordariomycetes; Sordariales; Podosporaceae
Exons: 2
Coding region: 1-2283 (760 amino acids)
Source: RefSeq, a predicted model, not a curated record